Molecule: messenger RNA, 7667 nt
Organism: Notodromas monacha
Lineage: Eukaryota; Metazoa; Arthropoda; Ostracoda; Podocopida; Cyprididae
Source: the annotation of a GenBank genome assembly
AUGGCUGCUUUGUCAGCUAUCCUCAAAGACUGGAUUGCGGAUCUGAAUCUUGGUUCCUCACCUGCGAAGCAGUUUCUUGAACUAUUGCUGCGGAUCGACAAGAGCAAUAAUGUGCUCAUUUUGCAUCGAAGGAAGCAUGAUUGUGAUUUUUCCACCACGUCGGGGAUUGUUGUGUCUGAGCUUAAAAGAAUGAUGGAUGCUGAAAACGUCCAAUUUGACGCGGACGCCAUCAGACGAGCCGAUUGGAAUCCGGAAAAGGCUAAAUUUGUCUUAGGAUGGCUGUACGUGGUUCUAUAUUGCAAACGCAUACAAUGUCCGGAACUGCUGAAACUGACGAACCUUCCGCAAGAAAAACAAAUCGUCGUUGAAGAUUGCUUGAAGAAACUGGACGUCUCCAGAAACCAGCUCACUGACGCUCUGUUGAAUAAAUUGGUAGGGAUUGUUGCUGUGAAACGUCCGUUAUUUGCAAGUCCUACUCCAAGGAAACGUGGUCGGUCACCAAGUCGCUUCUCUUCUUCACUUGCAGGUGUUCCUGAGUCGUCAAGUGUUCCAGCACAGUUUGUAUCUGCUCAAAAGCGUCGUGACAAUAAAAUAGUCGUCCUGGAACAGGAGCUGCGUGUCGUCAAAGAAGAGAAUGAAGAACUAUGUCGGAAAUGUGAUUCGCUGUCUUCUCAAGUGUCCGCUCUUCAAGAAGACGUCAAACAAAAAUCAAACACCAUCAAGUCCAAGACCCACGACAUUGAAACCCUGGAAAGCUUGCUUAAUGCGAAAGAAUCUUCGGACGAUGCCGAGGAACGGACUGACCGUCUUCUUGCCCAAUUGAAGACUUUGAAGGCUGACCUCAAGAAUGAAACCGAAACCAGACAACUUGAGGAAGCUGCGAGAAACACGGCUGAACUCAAGGUUCUUCAACUCGAGGAAAAUCAAAGGGUGUUGAUCAGUGACAAUUUGGAAAUCAAAGCUGCCCUCAAGAAUCUCAAGGAUGCACUUGAAGUCGCAGAAAAAUCAGCUGAAAUAUCAGCAGCUCAAUUUGCAGAGCUCGAAAAAGCAAACAAUGAAUUGAAAGAAGAAUUGGGAUCCUAUCAGAACGGUUUUGAUUCCCAGCCACCAGCAAAACUGAGGCGAUUGUCAGAAGAAUGCCGACGCUCUUUUGGAAAUUCGUCGUUGAAUGCAUCUCAUGACAGUAACAACCUGUAUAUGGCGUUACUGGAGGAUAAAAACGAGGAGCUCAUCAAGAUUUUGGAAGAAAGUAAAAUACAAGUCGGAAAAUUAGAGGAAGCGGAAGCAGCUGUGAAGUCGCAACUGAGGGAUACUGUUCUAGAAAAAUGUGAACUAGAGAAAGCAUUCGAAGACUACAGAGCUGCGACUGAAAUUUCUGCUGCAACCAUGGAAGAAAAAAUUUGCCGACUCACCUCUGAGACAAAAGCUCUUGAGAAAGCCAAAGGUGAGCACAUGAGUGCUAUCAACUCACUGAAUACGGAGCUGAAAAUUCAAGGAAAUGAGAUUGACGCUUUGACAAAGCUUCGCGAAGAGCAGGAGAAAAAGCUCGCGGAAGCUUCUGAAAAAAUUGCUUUCGGUGACUCUGCCAUUGAAGAACUCCGGUACCAAUGGUCUGACACCGAAAAUCGCCUAAAUAAGACAGCGAGUGAAGCAGCCUGUCUUCAAAAAUCUCUCCAAAGAUCACAAGAUGAAAAAGAAAAAUUGCAGACGACGUGGAACUCCGAACGAGAUUUUUUGCAGCGAGAACUGAAGAGAACAGACGAAGUUUUAUCCGAAGUUAAAUUGGAUUAUGAGACCCUCAAAGACGAAUAUGAGUCCCGUAACAAACAACUGCAAGCAGUGCAAUCUCACCUCGAACAUCUUCAAAAAUUGAAAAUCGAAUCUGAUUCGCAAAUGGUGGUACUUCGCGAGAGUGCUUCAAAUUUGGAGACAGAGCUUCAAUCGUCCCAAGAGAAUUUCCGACAAGCGUCUGAAAAAAUUAUGAAUCUCGAAACCGAACUUCUGAGCUCUGUGGAACAGAAGAAGCAAUUUGAGUCACUCUCAAGUUCCCUUCAAAAUCAAGUUUAUACCUUGGAAACUACUCUGGAGAAUGUACGGAAUCGGUUGAGUCAAGAGCGUGAUGAAGCCCAGCGCUCGUUACAUGAAACUCGUGAUUCUCUCGCAGCUUCAGAAAUCCUUGUAGAAAACUUGCAGAAGUGUGUUGAAGAGAAUGCUCAAAUGCUGGAAUCAGUUGAAGACGAGUUGACUCAAAUACAGGCAGAAUUGGCUGAUUCUAAGAAGCACCAAGAAAUCUUGAAAAGUCAACUGCAAGAGCUGAAAAUGACGCGUGCCCAACUUGAAAAAGACCUGGAAGUUGGAAAUCAGCGUGAAGCGGAUCUCUGUGAGAAGUUGGCAGUCACAACUGAGAAAAUUUUAUUUUUGAGUGGAACAUUGGACCAAGAAAAAGCCCUUCGUGGUGAUGAGAAGAAAGUUUUCGAAUCAAAUUGUGCUGAUUUUGAAAGAACAAUUGUAGGGCUCCGCGCAGAUCUUCUUUCCUCUGAGAAGCAUGUCGAAUGCGUGAGAACUGAACUUGAAAUUUUGUCGCAGAGUUCUGAGAGUAUGACUGCAGAAUUGAAAGAAAGACUUUGUCAAUUGGAAACGGACCUGUUGUCUGCUAGGGCAACGUGUCAAACUACCUGCGAAGCCCUUGAGGAAGCUCAAUCUUCCCUCGAAAGUGAACAGUCUUCAAGGAUAGAAAUCACCUCAGAUUUCAAAAUCCAGAUAUCACAGUUGCAGAACCAAAUUUCGGACCUUGAACAGCAAAAACUGGAAGUGUUCGCAUCUUUGAAAGCAUGUGAAGAGAAACUGUGUGCUGCCAAUAAUUCUGUUGAAGAUGUGCGAGCUGAAUUGGUUUCUGAAGUCCAGAAGAAACAGAAAGUGACUGAAGAAAUGCAGGUUCUUCUAGGAGUGGCCCAUGAGGAAAAGUUGGCUUUGAGUGAACAGCUGAAAGUUACCAAGGAGGAGGCGGCUUGCUCGUUACGUGAAAUGGAAGCAAGAAUAUUCCAGCUGGACAAGGACCUGGUCUCCGCUAUAGAGGAAUCUACUAUUACUCGCGAAGCCCUUGAAGCAGCACAAGCUUCUCUCAAAAGGGAAAACUCUUCAAAGGAAGAAAUUAUUACAAACUUGGAAACCGAGAAAUCAGAAUUGAAGCGCCAAAUUUCAGAGCUUGAAGAAAAAAGACAAGAAGUUUGCCGUUCUCUCGAAGAAUCUGCGGAAGAAUUGUCUGUUGCAAGAACGUCCAUUGAAUCUCUGCGGACUGAAUUGUCAUCUGAAAUUGAAAGGAAGCAGCAGCUGGUUGGAGAAUUGACGGACCUUCAAAAAUCCGUCCAGGAUGAAAAGUUGUCUUUGACUGAAAAGCUGGAAGUUGCCGAAGAACAAGCUGUUAGUGCUUUGCAGGAAAUGGAAGAAAGAAUAUGUCAACUGGAAACGGACCUUCUCUCCGCCAAGACCACGUCUGAAGAUACCCGCGAAGCUCUUGAAGCAUCUCAAGCUUUGCUCGAAAGCGAGAAAUCUUCCAAGAAAGAAAUGAUCUUAAAUUUUGAAACCCAGUUAUCAGAAUUGCAGAGCCGAAUUUCGGAGCUUGAAAAACAAAAGCGAGGAGUUUGCGAUUCUCUGGAAGCAACGGAGAAGAAACUGUCCGAUGCAAAAAGAUCCUUUGAGGACUUGCAAUCUGAAUUGAUUUCUGAAAUCCAGAAGAAGGAGGAUCUGGCUGGAGAUAUGGAGGUCCUUCGAAAAUCGGCUCAAGAUGAGAAAUUGGCAUUGAAUGAUAUUCUUAAGGCUGCUGAAGAAAAAGCAGCUUCCUCUUCGCUCGAACUAAAAGAAAGAAUAAGUCGAUUGGAGGUGGACCUGCUCUCUGCUAGGACCACGUCUGAAGAUACCCGCGAAGCCCUUGAAUCAUCUCAAGCCCUUCUCGAAAGAGAAAAAUCUUCGAAGAAAGAAAUGGUCUUGGAUUUUGAAACCCAGUUAUCAGAAUUGCAGAGCCGAAUUUCGGAGCUUGAAAAACAAAAGCGAGGAGUUCGCGAUUCUCUGGAAGCAACGGAGAAGAAACUGUCCGAUGCAAAUAGAUCCUUUGAGGACUUGCAAUCUGAAUUGAUUUCUGAAAUCCAGAAGAAGAAGGAUCUGGCUCGAGAUAUGGAGGUCCUUCGAAAAUCGGCUCACGAUGAGAAAUUGGCUUUGAUUGAGCAGCUGAAGCUCAAGGAAGAGAAAGCAGCUUCCGCAUUCAACGAAAUGAAAGAAAGAAUAAGUCAAUUGGAGGUGGACCUGCUCUCUGCUAGGACCACGUCUGAAGAUACCCGCGAAGCCCUUGAAUCAUCUCAAGCCCUUCUCGAAAGAGAAAAAUCUUCGAAGAAAGCAUUGAUCUCAAAAUUUGAAGCCCAAAUAAUCGAAUUGCAUGAGCGAAUUUCGGAGCUCGAAAAACAAAAACAAGGAUUCACCGAUUCAGUGGAAGCAUUAGAGGAGAAACUGUCCACUGCAAAUGGUUGCAUUGAGUCCUUGAAGUCUGAAUUGAUCUCUGAAAUCCAGAAGAAAAACGAUCUGGUUGAAGAAAUGGAGAUCUUACAAAAAUCUGCUGGCGAUGAAAAAUUGGCGCUGACUGAAAAGCUGAAUGUUAUCAAUGAAGAAGCAGUUUGUUCAUUGCGUGAACAAAAGACGAGAAUACAUCAGUUGGAAUCAGAAUUGCUUUCUGCAAGGGCGACAUCUGAUGAUACCCGCAAAACCCUCGAAGCAACGCAAGCUUCUCUCGACAAGGAACAAUCGUCGAAGAAGGAAAUCAUUUCAAAGGUUGAACAGCAAUUAUCUGGAUUGCAAGAUCGGAUUUCGGAACUUGAAAAGCAGAAGCAAGACGUUCGAGAUUCAUUGGAAGCAACUACGGAGAAACUAUCAGCCGCAGAUUGUUCCAUUAAAACCCUACAAACUGAAAUGCUCUCUGAAAUUGAAACAAAGGAAGAACUGGUCAAUAAAAUAGAAGUCCUAGAAAAAUCGGCUCACGAUGAAAAGUUGGCUUCAGUCGAACAGUUGAAGGUUACCAAGGAAGAAGCAGCUUCUGUGUUGCGUGAAAUGACUGACAGGAUAUGCCAAUUGGAAGCAGACCUACUCUCCGCCAGGACCAUGUCUGAUGAUUCUCGCGAAGCCCUUGAAGCAUAUCAGGCUUCGCUCGAAAGCGAGAAAUCUUCAAAGAAAGAAAUGAUGUCAAACUAUGAAUCCCAGAUGUCAGAAUUUCAACGUCAAAUUUUGGAACUUGAAAGACAAAAACAAGGAGUUCGCGAUUCUCUGGAAGCAACGGAGAAGAAACUAUUCAAUGCAAAUAGAUCGUUUGAGGACUUGCAAUCUGAGUUGAUUUCUGAAAUCCAGAAGAAAAAGGACUUGGCUGGAGAUAUGGAGGUCCUUCGAAAAUCGGCCCAUGAUGAAAAAUUGGCUUUGAUUGAACAGCUGAAACUCAAGGAAGAAAAAGCAGCUUCCUCAUUGAACGAACUGAAAGAAAGAGUAACAAGUUUGGAGCAGAUGCUUGCAUCCUCAAACGAAGAAUCCACAUCCCUUACAAGAACACUGGAUGACCUGAAGGAUUCUUUUGCUCAAGAACGUGCACAAAGAUCCGCACUAAUGAAGAGUCUGGAAGAUCAACUUUCAAGUUUGCAAGUUGAAAUUUCUGGGUACAUUCAAGAAAAGCAAGCUGUUGCUCUUGCUUUGGAAGAUGCACAAUCAUUGCUGGCAACUUCAAGAGAGGAGGUUCAAACGUUGUCCUCUAAACUUGCCGCCAAAGACGAGGCGCUCAUCACGCAGGAAAAAAACUCGGGAGCUGAGAAAGAAUCCCUGAAAUUGCAACUAGAGUCGGUUUCUGCUCUAGCAGAAAAUCUAAAAGGGGAACUCAAGACAAAGACAGGGGAGAUUGCGAAGUUGAAGGCCAUUCAGGAUGAGGCUACAGCAUCAUGCAUCACCUUUGCUACUAAAUACAAUUUGGCACGUCCCGAGAAGUUCUCAAACCCUGAGUUCUUAGCGUCUGUCUUCAAAAAGUUGGACACUUUCAUGUCAACUGUGUUGGCAGAUGUGAAGUCUGCGGAUGAAAAAAUGGACUGCAUGGAAAAAGAGAACAGGAAGCUGAAAAAAGCCAUGGAGAAUGCAGAGGCGCAAUGGAAGCAAAAAGAAGUGUCAAUGCUGAGCAUGGUCUCUGAUGCAUCAAUGUCCGAGCUCAACAAAGUUAUUUCAGACAAAGACAAGAGAAUAGCGGACAUCAAGAAUGAGAGGAACUCUGUUGUCCAUCACCUGGAGGACUUGAAAAGCAAAUUGGACAGUUACUCCACUGAAAUUCAACGGCAGCGCGAACAAAUCAGUACUCUGAGCAAGGACAAGAAUUUCCAUGAACAAAGAGUUCAAUCCAUGAAGGCAAACUUCGAAGAAAAACUCAAGUCUCUAAACCACGCAUAUGAAAGAGAGUUGAAGAAGAAGGAUGGGGAGCUGUUGAAAGUCAGCAAUCAACUCAGUUUUGCUGAAACAAAACUGAAAGAGCGCCGGAAGCCCAACAAUGACCAUAUUUAUGAGACAAUAGACGAAGCCUGCAGCAGGGAUUUUAUGCGACCACCGGCCAGACGUGAAUCAGCGGUGUCCACGCGUUCAAAUCUUAGCGUGUUGGAUCGAAGCACUGCAUCUAAUGCAUCCUCUGGUCGAUCUGCAAGAUUAUCUACAGCGUCCACGUUGACUCUUCCCUGCGCCGAUGAGCUUGGGGAACUGUUGAGUUCGACUGAGAUUGCAAAGCUUCAAUUUGGUCGUGGUACAAUUGAAACAGCCUUGGCCUCUGAUCCAUUUGGCCGUGUUUCCGAAUUGCAGCGAAGAAAUUCGGUGCUGCCCAUGCACUUGAGGUCGUGCUAUCCUUCCGAAAUGGAUGUUACAAGUGUGGUUGGCGAGCGAGAGUUGAAGAAUAUAAAUGUUGAAGCCAUGGCUUUGGAUGUACUGGAUCGAUUGCCCGCUGAUUCCCUGCAGCAAAGGGUGAGAAGAGGUAGGAGGAGCCGUUCAAUGUCUCCACAAGCUCCGUCUCUACCACCUCGUCGUCCUCUUGGACAAAUUGAUCACAACAGUCCUUUGGCUUCGAGGUCCGGAGCAGCAUCCAAGAGAGGAGCAGAUGUCAAGAAUGACACGUUUUCUGCUUUCGAUGCGGAUUCCUCGUUUGUUUCAGAAAAGAGACAAAGAAUGGAACAAGCUUCAAUCCCAGGAAAAGCUGCUGCCCUUACCCCAGGAAACAAUUUUGCCGCAUCGGGUCGUCCUCGUCUGAGCCUUGCCGUACCCAGCGGUUCCAGCAAAUCAGCCAAGCGAAAUAUGCUGAAUUUGAGCAAUUUGUCCACCUCGACGACACCGAGUAGUUUGCGAAAGUUGAUGAGAGGAUCUCUGCGUGUCAGUCGUCCAGCGGCUGACAAGGAAAACGUCUCGCUGCUGGAAAAUUCGGACGGUUCUCCCGCGACGAGAACCAGAGCGAAAUUGAACUCAAGCAAGGCCCACGUAUUUCGGAAUCCGUUUUCAGGACGUUGAGAUUUGUAUUUUUCAUAGUCAGACGUGUGUGAAUUGAUCCUUUUUUCAUGUGGGAAUUCUGGUGUAUUUAUCACGAAUAGUUUUCUUUAAUAUACUUUCGUUAUGGUUAUAAA